Messenger RNA from Populus trichocarpa (black cottonwood), 447 nucleotides. RefSeq lists its product as uncharacterized. The record is from RefSeq and is a predicted model, not a curated record. The transcript is spliced from 4 exons. Lineage: Eukaryota; Viridiplantae; Streptophyta; Magnoliopsida; Malpighiales; Salicaceae. The coding region runs from base 1 to 447 and encodes 148 amino acids.
AUGCCUCUUAAGGCACUGAGUGACACCGACCGACCCUUCCGUUCCCAACUAACGCCGCGAUUGAAUAUGAGGAGGAAUUGGACAGUGAAGGUUAAGGUUUGUUCUAAAGCUGAGAGAUCGAGCUUCCCUCUGGAGAAAAGGGGAAAAGUUGUGGAACAUGCAUGUCUGCUCAAAGCAGAGCAGGUUUUGUCUGAUGAGGAUGAACAAGAAACGCUGGAUUAUCUGUAUGCAUUCCAAUAUCAAAUGCGUGGAAUUGCUGCUGUUUCUCUGGGGCGAAUCUCCAAUGACAAAGUGGGAAAUUAUACUCGUGCUGUUUUCAUGCGUUUCCAAGCAAAGGAAGAUUUUGCACAGUUCUAUGAGAACCCUUUCUAUUUGGAAGACUUGGACGAACAUGUAAUGCCAUAUUGCCAUGUAAACACCAUAACUCCUAUUUUCUCUAAGAUUUGA